This is a messenger RNA of Brugia malayi, 273 nucleotides long. RefSeq lists its product as uncharacterized. The record is from RefSeq and is a predicted model, not a curated record. NCBI's taxonomy places the organism in Eukaryota, Metazoa, Nematoda, Chromadorea, Rhabditida, Onchocercidae. Bases 1 to 273 code for a protein of 90 amino acids. The transcript has a single exon.
AUGGUUUGUGUACCGUGUAUAUUGUUACCUGUACUUUUGGCAUUAUACAUCAAAUUUAUUCAACCGAUUGUAUUUCGAUUCUUGCCAGAAUCAUGGAGGACAACAUUUGAUGCACUGCUGUAUCCCACAUGUCCAAUUCAGAUUCCUACAGCUUCUGCUGAAGAUGCUACUACUGUUGCUGCAGGCAAAAGUGUCAAAGUUGAUGGUGAAAAUGUUCAAAAGGAGUUAGAUAAUUAUGAUAAUUGCACUGAUAGUAGCAAGAAAAAUAAAUAA